GACGACGGCGCCCCGCAGAACCACAUGGCCCGCGCGCAGAUGAAGGCCUACGACCAGGAGAUCCCUUGGAGAGAGACCGUGAACAUGGACGGUGCAUCGCUGCAGUGUUUCCUGGAGGCGACGCGCAAGGAGUGCAGCAACUGGGUCAAGCGGGCGCUGAUGGUUCCUGUCCCGGAGGAGCUCGCGCAGGACAUGCUCAGCUCGUCUGAGAUUCGCAAGCGGUGCACCCGAGGCCGGCGGUGCUAUCGUGACAAUGCCUGCGGCCUUGGAGAGUUCGCCGCCAAAUGCCGCGGAGUCGUCGUCGGCUGCGGCGAUCCCCGGCUGGAUGCGCGGGAGAGGAGGUCACCGACCACUCUGCGCAUCAGUUUCUCCGACUCCUGUCAGAUUCUGGCUUCCACGAAGGCGCGCGAGUCGAAGAACGACUGGACCGCCUGCGUCGGCGACCUCGAGAACAGCUUCUUCCAGGGGGGCCGCGAGAGGGACGACGAGGUGACAGGUAACAUCUACGGCUUCGCCGACGCCCCAUUAGAUCUGCGCCGCCACAUUCGCCGCAAGAUGUAUCAGCUCGGUCUCGCGAGCCACAGCCUCGACGCGAUGCGCUUCCUCAAGUGCGACAAGAACCGACUGGUCGCGAUUGCCCUUUGGUACGUGGACGACAGUUUUGCAGUCUACCCCAAGAAGCUGUUGAACUUUUCCGAGCUGGAGAAGGCCUUCGCGCGGGGGGAGAUGGACUUCCUACCCGAACAGCUCGGUUGGCGCGGCCGGGAGUUUAACCAGUACGAGAACGGGGGCUCGCUGCACGGCGCCGAGCGCACCGAGAUGAGGAUCCAGAACGAGGAUCCGCAGAUCAUCGACUUCAAGGAGAUGCGCGCGACGAUCGAGCACCUGCGGGCCACGCCGGAGGUUGGCGGCAGCAUCGGCGCCGUCGCGUUCGGCGAUUCCAGCUGGGCCUACGCGCAGCAGCUCAAGAGCCAGACGGGGGCGAUGGUGGUCUGGAUUAACCGUGAGGCGCUGACGGGGUCAGCGCCAGCUUCCUUUGCUGAUUGGCGCUCUGUCCGCACGCAGCGCCAAGUUCGCUCUACUCUAGCAGCUGAGGCUUGCGCCGCCGACGCAGCCGUCGACCGCGGCUACUACGCCUCGACUUAUCUAAGCGAGGUGUUGACCGGUAAGUCAUACGUUGCCUCGCGAAUUUCAGACCGCGAGUUGCUAGCUGUGCCGCUAUUUGCCAUUACCGAUUGCAAGAGUUUGUACGAUUGUGUAAGGAAGGAGAAUUCCAGCCUCGCCGAGAAGCGCGCCCUGCUGGACGUGUGGUCUAUUCAGACGAGCCUCGGUUUAGGCUCAAUGCGGUGGGUACCCACCACGAACAUGAUUGCAGACCCGUUCGCCAAGAUUUCGGAUGGGCUUCGCGAGGCUCUUGUACAGUGGAUGGUGAAUCCCAUUACCGAGCUUGUCGUUUAA
Messenger RNA from Prorocentrum cordatum, 1458 nucleotides. The record is from the annotation of a GenBank genome assembly. NCBI's taxonomy places the organism in Eukaryota, Dinophyceae, Prorocentrales, Prorocentraceae.